Messenger RNA from Paramecium pentaurelia, 583 nucleotides. The record is from the annotation of a GenBank genome assembly. Lineage: Eukaryota; Ciliophora; Oligohymenophorea; Peniculida; Parameciidae.
UGAUGGCUGACAAUUUUGGAUUCAUAGUAUAAUCAGGAGAAUAGUAGUGUCUAUAGGAUCAAUUAUUGAAAGGAUAGAUGAUGGCAUUAUAGAUUAUUGCUAACUCGACUGAGUUCGAGUUUAUAGUGGAGGUACACACUUAAUUCCCAAUCGUGAAAGCAAGGCCAAAAAGACCCGUAGUAGAUUGAGUCCCGUAAAAAUGAGAUCCUCAUUAAGUACACUUUGACUAUGUGGAGCAAUGAAUACCUGAAAUAUUGCUUUAGAGUAUUUGGAUCAAAAAACGCAAAGUUUGACAUCACUUAUAAGAAAGGGGAUGAAACUGUAGAUCGAGAGUAGAUGGCCAAUAAAGAAGAUUUAGAUUUAAUUGAUGGAUAUUUAAAACAAUUAGAUAGAGUUUAUGCUUAAAUGAAAGAUUUGAAUAGAUUCUAAAAAGGUUCAUAAGAGAACAAUUAAGGUUUGGGAGAAACCAUAGGAUUAUAGAUGACUACCUUUACAAUGUUAACUUUGUUAACUCUUUGUAUAUCUACAUAUGUUAUGGUUAAACAAAUCAAAGUGACAAUAAGAAAAUAAAAAGAAAAAUGAU